Eimeria necatrix is the source of this 2538-nucleotide messenger RNA. RefSeq names its product Ras family domain-containing protein, putative. The record is from RefSeq and is a predicted model, not a curated record. Gene Ontology annotation, molecular function: GTPase activity; GTP binding. Lineage: Eukaryota; Apicomplexa; Conoidasida; Eucoccidiorida; Eimeriidae. Bases 1 to 2538 code for a protein of 845 amino acids. The transcript is spliced from 2 exons.
AUGGCACAUCUUCCCCAACCGGUUGAAAUGUUUUGGGACAUCUCCUCACACAACCGCCGUACCUUCCGCCGAAUUCCACCGUCUUCCGGAGCCCCCCGGUCAAGUUUAGACAGAAAAAUAGGAGAGAAGGAAACAAAAGGCACCUUCAUUCCAGGGAAUCCAGACUCAGCUUCUAUAAGUCCCAGUGGAUCACCAUCAACAGGCCGCCUCCUGUCGUCUUCCACGUGUCGCAGCUUCUACACAGAUAGGCAGAAAGACCUCCAAACUGCUGCGUGGGAAGAAGAGGAGUUACCUGACGUCUUUGGCGCUGAAUUCUCAGGGAAGUUGUGGUCUCAAGCGCUUCUUCAGCAGCACUACAAACCGUCGAGCAGCUACACAGAGGCCCUCAGCGCCACGCACGAGUCCCUACGCAGUAGCUUCAGCAAGCGCAAUUCACGAGAGUUUAUGGACUACAGAGGACAAGCCAAACAGCCCAGCAAAGUGCCCGCUGGGCAGCUCCCUUUGAAGAGCUCAGCCAGGCCCCUGUCCUCUUAUUCGGAGUUAGGAGGGCCACAGCAAGUGCGCCCAGGGACUUCAAGGGCCCCAGCUGGCCCAGCAGCUCCAGCUGGAGGGGCCUUCGAGUCAGAGCUGCUGGCAGCCCGUGGGACCAGCAUACUGCACAGAUCCAGCGCUGCAGAUCUGCUGCAGCACAGGAAGAAAUCCUUGCAGGGACCGAAAAGGGAGUCCUCGUGGUCUCACCCAGUUCAAGAACACAAACUGCUGCAAAUGGCCCAGACCCAACAAAACCGAUAUGGAACCAAAGGGUCUCCUGUAUCAGCCUCAGGGGUCCCUGGUGCCUCAAGGCUUCCCGUCUCUUGCUGGAGCAUGCUUACAACGCAAAGAUUUUCUACAUGCGCAGGUGAAUUGGCACAAGCUGCAGCCUCUGCAGCAGCAGAGGCAGCGGCUGCAGCUGCAGCACGACGACCAGACUCCCCGCUGGCCUCCUCUGCAGCAGCACAGGCUGCAGCAGCUGCAGCAAAUGCAGCCGCAGCAGUGGCAGCAGCUGCAGCUGCAAAAGCUGGUGUUUAUAGCUCAGCUGGAGCAACUUCCGUUAGCUCUCCCUUGCCUGGGGGCACUGUUGAUUCAGAGUCACUUUGCAACGAGUCUUCAAGGCCGGCGGAGCCGACGCAGGGUUCAGGGGAAGAGGAUCUUGAGGACUCUCAAGAGAACGAAACCCCAAUGACAGUUCAGGAACAUUCCGGCUUUUCUUUUGCUUCACUCGCAAUAGCUGCUGCUAAUGCUGACUCUCUAGCGAUUUAUGCUCCCCCUUCUGCAACUGCCGGCACUGCUGCUGUAACAGUUGCUGCUGCUGCUGUUGCUGCCAUGUCGAAGGAACUCGGUGCUCCAGAAUGCGAAGCUGAGGGUCGCAACGGCACCUUUUGUGAAAAGAAAAAGAGCCCUCCAACGGCAGAGGCAGUAGCAAUAUCAAGUGGAUCAGCCGCAUUAGGGGUGGCAGCAGCGGCAGAAGUGACAACCAUAGCAGAAUCAGGAUCAUCAGCAACUGCUGCAAUUUCAUCAGAGAAAAUAGCUUCAGCAGCCACCAAGCCGAAUGACAGGCCCAUAUCUGAAGAAAUCGCAGUGAGAGGGGCAGUUGGAGCAGCAACAAUAGCUACGGCAGCUACGGCAGCAGCUGCAGUGGGACAGACUGAAACAGGAGGCAUCUAUAAAGCUGAAUCUCCGUGCACCAUGAGUGAUCAGCAGAAGCAAGACGCUCGCUCGCGCGUCCCCCCACUCCCACUUGGAGUUAUUGCACCCAUUAAUGCUGCCCGCGAAUCUAUUUGCCGCAGCGGGAACAGUACAUUGGGCAGCAGCAGCAGGAGCAGCCUCAGCAGCAUCAGGCCACAGAUCCCAGUCAUUCCUGUGCCCCAGCGAAGGUGGAAGGUUCUGGACAUGCCGAUGCCUCUUAGACUGAAAGUGGUGACUGCGGGGCCCCCAGCAAGCGGCAAGAGCUGCUUGGUGCGGCGCUUCUGUGAGCGGCGAUUCGCCGGGGUUUCCCUCCGGGAAAGGGGCGCGAGAGGGGGAGCUAUGGGCCCCCGCACAAUAGCCUAUGACUUUGGCUUGAGAGACGUGGUGCUGCCUACCAAAGAAACGGUGCGGCUGCACUUCGUGGACUUAUCCGGGGAGCCAGUGUUUGCCGAGGCAAUCAAAGGAGCCUUCGAAGGAGCUGAUCUGCUGCUCAUGGUCUUCGACUCAACGGACCCAGCUUCCCUUACUGCUGCGCUUGAGACAUUGCAGCAAGCCAAAGGACAAACAGGUGAUGCACUCCUUGUUCUAGUCGCCGCUAAGGCCGACGGCUCUGCUGCAGCGAAAGCCGGCGUUGCAGCAGGAAAGGAGGCAGCAGCAGCAGCAGGGGCUCGCUUCUACGCAGCAUGUGCUGAGACAGCUGACGGAGUUGAUGCGCUCUUCCUUGAGACAGCUACCGAAGCAGCAGCAAGGGCUAGGGCUCGUUGCAACGUGCAGAUUCCCGGAAUAAAUGUUAGAGGUGCUCCCAAGCAGUGA